Molecule: messenger RNA, 3160 nt
Organism: Physcomitrium patens
Lineage: Eukaryota; Viridiplantae; Streptophyta; Bryopsida; Funariales; Funariaceae
Biological process (GO): translational initiation
Cellular component (GO): eukaryotic translation initiation factor 2B complex
Molecular function (GO): translation initiation factor activity; guanyl-nucleotide exchange factor activity
Source: RefSeq, a predicted model, not a curated record
AAGGGAUCCUGUGAGGUUCACAAGGAGGGAACAAGGGGAACGUGUCUGUGGGUUUCGGAGGAGGAGGAGGAGGUGAAGCAGAAGAAGCCAAGGGGGGCUCCGACAGAAGCCAUAGCCAGGGAAUUGUGGGAGCUCGCGGGCCCAGCUCCGUCGUAGCCCACCACCACCACAAUCACAAUGCUUCCUUCCUUCCUUCCAUCAUCAGCAUCAUCGCACUCUCCUCUUCUUCACUUCCUUCUCGAAUUUUUCAAUUUCAUCACCUGCAAGAAUAAGAAGAGCUAGAGAAAGAGAGGAAAGAGAGCGAGCGAGAGUGAUGGAGGGAGCUUUUGUGGGUUUUGCUUCUUCUGGUGGUGGUGGUGUUGUUGCAGCAUUGACGAUUGUGUGUGAAGCUCAGUGAGUGUUUUCGUUUUUUACAGUGGUGGAUUAGUUAGUGAUUUUUUUGCGGAGGAGGAGGAGGAAGGGUAAGAGGAGAUUGUGAGUGGUAGUGGGAGUGGGAGUUAGAGAGUUGGUGCUGGUUGGUUGGUGUAAUAGUGCGAGUGCUGGGUUGUGAGGAGGAGGAGAAGGAGAAGGAGUGGGAAUUGGAGAGUAAGUGUGGUGGUGUUGAUUUUGACGUGACAGGCAUGGUUAUGGUCAUGGGCGUGGUUCGGUUGAGUGGUUUGGGAACGAGGGAUAAGUAAUUCGGAGGGGUUCCGUGGGAUGGGUGUGUGUGUGUGGCGGGUGAGUGGACAUAGCGGCUUGUGGGGGGUGGUAGAUGAUUUUGCUACUCACCACCUCGUACAGAUUCUGACGUAGUUUUAAUUUUCGGGGGUGUCGCGGCAAUUUGACCACUUCCUUGGGGGAAAAUUUUGUAGAGUUUGUGGAAUUGCGUGGUUGGGGACUGAGUUGUCACGCAGGGUGUACUGGGGCGUCCUUUCGAGGAGUGCCUUAUCUUAUUUUAUUUUAUUUAUGCUUCUAGUAGCACUGUACUUGUGAGCUAUACCGAGCGUGUACCUAUCUACAGGAGAGUUGCGGAUUACGAGUGGAGAGAGAGAAUUACAGUGAGAGAGAGAGAGGGGGGAGGGAUUCAAGGGGAGUGAGAAAGGGGAAGUGGGAUUGUUAGUUUUUCCAUUGGGGAUGGGUGUGUAGCUCAGAUCCUCAUGAAGAUUUGGUUGCUGCAUCAUUAAAUCUCUUGGUUUUAUUUUAUUUUAUUUUAUUCUGGUUUUAUGUUUUUUCUUCAAAAUUGGGUUGUCAGCCGGGAAGCGCUCGGGUUCGUGUUCAUGGACGGCUUGUAGUGGUUGCAAAGAUGUAUAGGUCUUCGUCCCUUCGAUACGAGUCCUCUCACCGCGAUUUCAGCUUGAGGGGAGAAAGCGAUGAAGACUACUUGGACAUUUCUUUGGAAGACGACCGCGGAUGGUGUAAGCCGUCACCAGGGUUCGAAGUCAGUGGCUCAAAAAGGGGAUUUUGUCAUCCAUUUCACGAAGAUCGGAAAAAGGUGUUGCAAGAAAGGCGGGACUCUACUCCGAAUAGUGUUACCUUUGAAUGGUUAAGACAGGCGGAGAGUGCAAGUCUGUAUGCAGGAUUGAAAGACCACACAAUAUCAGUUUCGCAUUCCGUGAGAUCAUGGGGUCGAGAGGUCGUUAGAGAGAAACCAUUUAAUGUUAUUCACGAGUUUGACUCAUGGCGCAAGAGUCCAGAUCUCGCGGAGGCAGUCGCAGCUAUUAAAGCAUUGACUGCUGUUAUCAAGCGGAGCGAGGCGACGACUAUGAUGGGCCUGGAAGUUGAACUGAAGAAUGCAUCAGACACUCUUAAGGAAUCAGAUGAGAGCUCUAUAUCAUUGUCUGCAGGCUGUGAUCUAUUUAUGCGUUAUGUUACUCGCACUUCAGCAAUUGAAUACGAAGACAUUGAAGCUGGCAAGGCCCGCUUAAUUGAACGAGGGGAGAAAUUUGGUGAAAUCUCCCAGAAGGCGCGACGAACAAUUGCGAAAUUAGGAAAGGAUUUCAUAGCAGACGGAAUCACUAUAUUGACCCAUGGCUACUCAAGAGUUGUUUUAGCUUUGCUCAAGCUUGCAGCUUCUGAGGGUAAAGAUUUUAAUGUUAUCUGCACAGAAGGCAGACCCGACAACACUGGAGCGGAGAUGGCAAAGGAGCUUGUUCCGGCGGGGAUACCUGUUACAUUAGUCCUGGAUUCAGGUGUAGCAUACGUGAUGGAGACGGUUGACAUGGUUUUGAUGGGGGCGGAGGGAGUCGUUGAAAGUGGUGGAAUCAUCAGUAUGCUUGGCACUUACCAGACCGCACUGGUUGCUUAUAGUUUGAAGAAACCUGUAUAUGUUGCAGCCGAGAGCUAUAAGUUCGCUCGACUUUUUCCUCUCGAUCAGAGGGACAUGUCUCCGGCCCCUCGCCACGUCGACUUCCUAGUCCCACUACCUCAAGUGGUGAAUGUGGAAAAUUCCGCAAGGGAUUACACCCCACCUCAAUAUCUCACCCUUAUAUUUUCAGAUCUAGGAGUUUUGACUCCGUCAGCUGUGAGUGAUGAGCUUAUACAGCUGUAUCUCUGAAGUCCUGCAUUUAUCUCUUUGUAAGCCCAGAGCUUGUUCAAACUCCCUUUGGUUAUUAUGGAUGAGGGGCGAAACCUUACACGCCUUGGUUCUCAGGCUUGUAUGGAUUGUAUCAAUGCCCAGCUGUACAUGAAACGAAAAAAGAGGGUUGGAAAGUGGUAACAAGGCUAACCAAAUUUUCCAGUUUAUUCUGAAGAUUACUUGAAGGUUCAAGACCAGCUGAAAUAUCGUACGUUGUUUUCAACGUUCGAAUGAAAGAAGCGAGUAAUUUUGAAGCACAAGGUACAAGGUUCUUAGAGUAUGUAACAAGUAAAGGAGGUAUGGAAAACUUAGAGCAGUGUAUAUCUCAGUAAAAUGGUAGAGGCGUUUCGCCUGUUCUAUGGAGGUAUGUGACCCUACAUGAGAUCUUGGAAAUGAUGUCUGUUGAUGAAGUGGGAACAGACAGGCUUUAUCUGUUCAAUUCGUUUCUUACAAUGAAAUAGGAUUCACUUGAUUACAUUAGGCAUUGGGAUGGAUUGCUGGUGUCCUUCAAACACCACAAUUCCACAGUGUCCAUUUAUUCUUAUAGCUUGCUAAUAUUGGUUAUUCUCCUUUGUAUAAACAGUAACUCAAAAUUCAUUCUGCUUA